Molecule: messenger RNA, 1095 nt
Organism: Annulohypoxylon maeteangense
Lineage: Eukaryota; Fungi; Ascomycota; Sordariomycetes; Xylariales; Hypoxylaceae
Product: NAD(P)-binding protein
Exons: 2
Coding region: 1-1095 (364 amino acids)
Source: RefSeq, a predicted model, not a curated record
AUGUCUGCACCUCGCCUAAUCGCAGUAAUCGGUGCCACGGGAGCGCAAGGCAUCCCCGUCGUACGAGAACUCGUCCAAUCCGGGUCCUACAAAGUGCGAGCUCUAACACGGGACGCCUCCAGCGCCCGAUUCCGGGAACUGCAAUCAUUCGGGUCCGUGGAACCCGUCAUCGGCACAUUUGCAUCAGAGAAAGACCUGCGAGCCACCUUCCGCGGCGCAUGGGGCGCAUUCGUAAACAUCGACGGCUUCAACUCCGGCGAGAAAGCCGAGAUGUUCUGGACCAUCCGCGCAUACGAGCUAGCUAUCGAGGAGGGCGUCAAGUUUUUCAUCCUCGGCAACCUCGACUACGUCUAUAAGAAAAGCGGGUAUAAACCCGAGUUCCACGCCGGCCACUACGACGGCAAAGGCCGCAUCGGGGAAUGGAUCCUGCAGCAAAACCAAGCGAACCACGGACGCAUGCAAGCGGCACUCCUAACCACGGGGCCAUACAUGGAGAUGACGAUCUCAGCACACACACCAAUGGCAGUAACCAUGGACUCGGGGGUCGCGACCUGGCGUCUACCAAUGCAAGACGGGGCGAUCCCGUUCGUCGCGCUCGACGACUGCGGGGUGUACGUCAAAUGGCUAUUCGAGCACCCUUCGCGCGCGAACGGACUCGACCUCGAAGUCGGCAUCGCGCAUAUCACGCGCUCAGACCUCAGCGGCGCGUUUGAGAAAGUGACGGGUCGGCCGGCGCGCGCGGUGGAUGUGGGGUUCGAGGAGUACUUUGGUAAAGUGUGGUUACAGGACCCGGAGCAUGCGGCGGGGUAUAACGCGGACCUGAGCGACCCCGCGACGAUGACUGUGCGGGAGAACUUUACUGCGUUUUGGAAUGUGUGGAGGAACUCAGGUGGGAACACGGGCUUGGUGAGGCGGGAUUAUGCGUUGUUGGAUGAGAUCCACCCUGCGAGGGUUAGGAGCGCGGAGGAGUUUUUUAGACACGAGGAGGAGAAGGGGGUUAAGGCGGGGUUGGGCACGCUGUGGGAAAGGGUCCAGCCGGAGAGGAUUGCGCAUGUUUUGAAGAUUACGGAGGAUAAGCGGACGGGGAGGUUGUGA